CUCGGCCCCGCACAAAAACACGCAGAGCAGGAGGAGGAGGACGCGGCCGUGGACUGGGAUGGCUUUGUUUUAAUCCACAGGAGGAACUCCCGCAAAAAACACCGAAAAAACACCGAAAACACACGCGUCCGGCUUCAACUAAAGGUCUGAGAGGAUUCCUGCUGCUCCAGAGCCAACAUGAGCUGGAGCUUCCUGACACGUCUGCUGGAUGAGAUUUCCAAUCAUUCCACCUUUGUGGGAAAAAUCUGGCUGACCCUCCUGAUCGUCUUCCGCAUUGUGCUGACGGCAGUUGGGGGCGAAUCCAUCUACUAUGAUGAACAGAGUAAAUUUGUUUGCAACACUCAGCAGCCCGGUUGUGAGAACGUGUGUUACGAUGCCUUUGCGCCGCUGUCGCACAUCCGCUUCUGGGUGUUUCAGGUGAUUAUGAUCACCACCCCCACCGUCAUGUACCUCGGCUUCGCUAUGCAUAAGAUCGCCCGUAUGGAUGACGAAGACUACCGGCCCCGGGGCAGGAAGAGGAUGCCCAUAGUGAGCCGAGGGGCCAACAGGGAUUACGAAGAAGCUGAGGAUAAUGGGGAGGAGGACCCCAUGAUUCUGGAAGAGAUUGAGCCAGAGAAGGAAAAGGACGUUGUGGAGAAGCCCAGCAAAAAGCACGACGGACGCCGUCGCAUUAAGAGAGAUGGUCUGAUGAAGGUCUAUGUGUUCCAGCUGCUGUCCAGGGCCAUCUUCGAGGCCUCCUUCCUGUUUGGACAGUACAUUCUUUAUGGACUGGAGGUGGCGCCGUCGUACAUUUGCACCCGCUCUCCCUGUCCUCACACUGUGGACUGCUUUGUCUCACGUCCAACUGAGAAGACCAUCUUCUUGCUCAUCAUGUAUGCGGUCAGUGCCUUGUGUUUGCUCUUUACGGUGUUGGAGAUACUUCACCUCGGCUAUAGCGGCAUCCGGGAUUGUUUUUGCACGCCCAGGUCUCGGCCCCCGACCCCCCGUCACCCUGCUUUGGCCAGCCAGAGGUCGUCCAUCUGCCGUCAGCCGUCCGCGCCUCCAGGCUACCACACCGCUCUGAAGAAGGACCCGUCAGGAAAGAUGGGCUUCAGGGACAACCUGGGCGACUCAGGCCGCGAGUCCUUUGGGGACGAGGUGUCUUCACGAGAGCUUGAGAGGCUGCGCAGGCAUCUGAAACUGGCCCAGCAGCAUCUGGACAUGGCCUACCAGAAUGAAGAGAACAGCCCGUCCCGCAGCAGCAGCCCGGAGUCCAAUGGGACGGCAGUCGAACAAAACAGACUCAACUUUGCCCAGGAGAAGCAGAGCACCUGUGAGAAAGGUCUCCGAGCGUAGAUGUCCAUCAGUCCAACUGACUCUGGAUGAAGUUCUCAUCAGGACGAAAGAAAGAAAGAGGAUCACAACAAGAAGAGAGAGUGUGUGUGUGUUUGUGUGUGUGUGUGUGUGCAUCAUUCCAGUGUUCGGACCAGCUCCGUUCCAGCAUCAUGUGAAGGAGGAGGGGCGGAGCCUGUAGUCAGCAGGAUGGCGGUGGUGGACGUAGACGUUGGACGGUGUUUGGAUCCACAGUGUGGAACCGCAGACGGUGUUUGGAUCCACAGUGUGGAACCGCAGAUGGCCUCUGUGGAACCGCAGAUGUUCUCAGACACCUACGGCGGAUCCUGCUGUUCUCCCUCAGGGCAGCUAUUGUUUGUUUAUUUCUAUUAUUUGUUUGUGUUCAGACCUGAACGGUUGGUCCAGGUACAAAGGGUUUUCAGUGAGUGCAUCUCAACAGUUGGUUCAACCCAAACUGGAAUUACUCUGUUUAUAUUAUUAUUAUUAUUAUUUUUUAUAAUUUUUUUUAUUAUUUUUUAAGUGAAGGCCAAGUUCAUUGUAGUGCAAAAGGAGUAGAAGAUGUGAGAAGGGGACAGCAGUCAGAGGUGAUGAAGGGUGACCCUAACCCUAGGGUGACCCUAACCCGAUGGGUUUAAGGAUCAUCCAAAGGUUCUCCUGAACUGGGUCACCUGUCUGUCUUUGAACAGUAGUUAGUUGUUUUUUUUUUCAUGUCUGGUGCCAGCUAUGAGAACUGGAACACAGUUUGGGUGCCUUUGUCCAAAGGAAUUAACAAAAACCUGGAUAAUGCUUGAAAAACAUGUUAGUGUUGAUGGUUGUGAAACUGUUCAAACCUGGAUUUGAAACUGUUGGUUUGUUUUUUUCAGUUAGUAUUUUGUUGGUAUUGGGAUAUUGGAACAGGCUCAGUGGAAACCAGUUUAAUUUAAAUGAGCUCCUGAAGCAUGAAGCAGUCUGAGCUCCUGAAGCAGUCUGAUAGGAGCCCAGGCUUCAGAGUGAAUCCAGUGCCUGCUUCUUCUUCCACUCAUCCAUGUCCCACAGUGCCCUUAGUGCCCACUUUAAAAAAUGUCAUCUCAGUUUUAUUUUUGAACAAUUUUUUUUGUACUUUUAUACUUUUUGUACUGAUAGUACCUUGUUAGUUUUUGAUAAUAAACUUUUUCAACAAAUA
Molecule: messenger RNA, 2494 nt
Organism: Sphaeramia orbicularis (orbiculate cardinalfish)
Lineage: Eukaryota; Metazoa; Chordata; Actinopteri; Kurtiformes; Apogonidae
Gene: gjc4b
Product: gap junction protein gamma 4b
Exons: 3
Coding region: 178-1335 (385 amino acids)
Biological process (GO): cell-cell signaling
Cellular component (GO): connexin complex
Molecular function (GO): gap junction channel activity
Source: RefSeq, a predicted model, not a curated record